Molecule: messenger RNA, 336 nt
Organism: Necator americanus (New World hookworm)
Lineage: Eukaryota; Metazoa; Nematoda; Chromadorea; Rhabditida; Ancylostomatidae
Exons: 5
Coding region: 1-336 (111 amino acids)
Source: RefSeq, a predicted model, not a curated record
AUGGACAAGGAAGAUGCACCAACAAACGACUUCGUUUCGACUGCGCUAUCAAAAACACGAAGUCUUUCUGAAGUUCAUAGCCAGAAAGCGACUUCACUAAUAAGAGGUGUCUCUUGGGGAAGAAAGAUUAGUAGAAGAUUGGUGGACCAUCGGCAACAAGGUUGGCGAACCUGUGAGCUCCUCAUCCAUCCAUCCAUGACACAUUCUGUCUCAGCUGAAUCAAAGGCCUUUUUUAAGUCGAGAAAGAAGAAGAAACUCGGUAACUCGCAAAUAGAGCUUUUCUAUUUGCGAGCUGUAUUGGUCUAUAUAGAAAGCAUCGACUUCUUCGUACUCUGA